CGUAGUCUUACUGCUCAAUACAAUGGAAGAUAGACCUCAGAAGGCCCAUCAUGCCAAACAGGCAGGAACGAAAGCCGAAAGGAAAAAGGCAAAGACUAACAAGAAUCAGGAGAAGAAUAAUCCCAAGGCUUUUACAUUCCAAAAUGCUGGAAGAGCGGCAAAGUCGGCCAGAAGAAACAUGGAUAUUGGAGAGAAGAAGCUUCAUGUUCCUCAAGUCGACAGAACACCCAUCGAAGCUCCUCCAAUUGUAGUUGCUGUCGUUGGACCACCUGGAAGUGGAAAGACAACACUUAUAAAGUCACUUGUUAAGAGAUACACAAAGCACAAUUUGACAGAAAUCAAAGGACCUAUCACCGUUGUUAGCGGAAAGAAGCGACGUUUGACUUUUAUGGAAUGUUCAAACGACAUGAAUUCCAUGAUUGACAUCGCCAAGAUUGCUGACCUGGUAUUGCUGAUGAUCGACGCAAGUUUUGGAUUUGAAAUGGAAACGUUCGAGUUCUUGAACAUCUUGCAGUCUCACGGCUUCCCAAAGAUUAUGGGAGUUCUUACUCAUUUGGACAAGUUCAAAAAUAACAAGACAUUGCGCACUACUAAAAAGCGUCUGAAGCAUCGUUUCUGGACUGAAAUUUACCAAGGAGCCAAGCUGUUUUACCUCUCUGGUGUGAUCAAUGGCAAAUAUCCCAACAUGGAAGUUCAAAACCUUUCAAGAUUCAUAUCAGUCAUGAAAUUCCGACCACUUGUAUGGCGCAACACACAUCCUUACAUGGUGGCCGAUCGUGUUGAAGACUUGACGGACCCAGAUCUUGUUCAUCAAAAUCCUAAAUGCGAUAGAUCCGUUACACUUUAUGGUUACUUGCGAGGCACCAAUCUCAAAAAUCAUAUGCGUGUACACAUUCCUGGAGCUGGAGAUCAUGUCAUUGACGAUGUCAGCAUCCUUCCUGAUCCUUGCCCAUUGCCAGAAAAAGAGAGAAAGCGCUUGGACGAGAAGGCCAAGCUUAUCUAUGCUCCUAUGUCUGAUGUUGGAGGUGUCAUGUAUGACAAGGAUGCCGUUUACAUCAAUGUGCCUGGAAACUUUACAAAGAAAUCAGCACUCGGUGUCCGAGGAGGCGAAGACGGAAGCGACGAAGAAAGUGAAGAAGAAGAGCAACAACUUCCAAUUCAACAUGGCAUUGGUGAAAAGAUGGUCAUGUCUCUUCAGGAUGCUAAAACUACCUUGGCAUCUCAACUUGAAGAAUCUGACUUCCAAGUGUUCUCCUCUAGCGCUCCUAUUCGUGCUACCGAUAUCACCGUCCCUGAUGAAUCUCUUGAAGAAGACGACACUGGAAGAGUCCGCAGACGAGCUAUUUUCGGUGAUGAGGAUGAGAUGGACGAUGAGAUGGACGAUGACGAGGAAGACGAAGAAGAAGAAGACGACAUGAUCGAUAGCGAAGCAGAAAGCGAUGACGAAGAUAAUCACGUUCCAAAGCGAGGAGAAGCACUGUCCAAAUAUGACACUCGAAAUAUACCUAAGAAAGGCGACAAAGACCUUGUAAAGGACACAGACCAGGAUGUUGUAUUUGCCGACAGUGAUAGUGACCUUGGCGACGAUGAUGCCGAGGAGGACAUGGUGAUUGUUGAUGGUAGACGAAAGCCCACCGUACCAGACCUAUCCGACGAUGCUUUCAGCGACGCCGAUACCAGCGAUGAAAUUGAAAUGGAUGGCGAAGUUGCCUGGAAAGACAAUAUGGCUGGCCGAGCCGAAAAUAUGUUCUUCGCAAACCGCCGCAUCAACUUGAUGUCUCUCAUCUACAACGACUUGUCAGUACCUGCUGAAAAGAUUGCAAGUGGCGAUGUUGAUCCAAACAGAAAAUCCGGCAGCAAAAAUAGUGACGCCCAGGAGGAUGAUGAAGAAGAAGAUGACGAUGAUGACUUUUUCAAAGUCGAUAGCAAGAACGAAACUGAACAGCCCAAAGAAGUCAUCGAUAGCACCAAGGAAGGCUAUGAAGACGUCGUGCUAGAUGAAUGGGAUGACGAGCAAGUACUCAAUUCAAUUCGAAAUCGGUUCAUCACUGGCAACCUUGAUGAUAACCAGGAAGGAGAAGAAAACGGCGAGAAUGGUGAUGAUGAAGAAGAAUUCGGUGAUUUUGAAGAUUUGGAAACCGGCGAGGUUGUGCAAACUGAACCUGUUGAAGUCAAGGAUCCUAUUCAAGCUGAACGAGAUGCUGUUGCUAAAAGAAAAGCAGAACUCAAGAAGAAGUUCGAUGCAGAGUACGAUGACGAUGACGAAGACGGUCCCAAGUUGGAUUUCUAUGAAACUAAGAAAGAAGAAAUCAGUCAGCAACUCAUGUUGAACAGAGCCGAAUUCGAGGAUGAUGACCCACAAACAAGAGCCAUGGUCGAAGGUUUCCGACCAGGAUAUUAUGUUCGAAUUUUGAUCAAGAACAUGCCUUGUGAAUUUGUCGAAAACUUCGACGCUCGAUACCCAGUUCUCCUUGGUGGUCUGCUGACAUCUGAAGAACAGUUCGGAUUUGUUCAAGUCAGAAUCAAGCGUCAUCGUUGGCACAGAAAGAUUCUCAAGACAAAUGAUCCUCUCAUUUUCUCCAUGGGCUGGCGCCGCUUCCAAUCCAUUCCUAUAUAUUCACUGAAUGAUGGUACAAGAAAUCGUAUGCUGAAAUAUACACCAGAGCACAUGCAUUGUUUGGCAACGUUCUUUGGUCCCAUUCACACGCCAAACACAGGUUUCUGUGCUGUUCAAAGAGUUUCCGAGACCGGCACAAGCGCCUUCCGUAUCAGCGCCACUGGUGUUGUUCUAGACAUCGAUCACUCUGUUGAGAUUGUCAAGAAGUUGAAAUUGACUGGUUACCCCUACAAGGUUUUCAAGAAUACGGCAUUCAUUAGAGAUAUGUUCACUAGCGCACUGGAAGUUGCCAAGUUCGAAGGUGCAAAUAUUCGCACUGUUUCUGGUAUUCGAGGUCAAGUUAAAAAACAUCUUCCGAAACCUGAAGGAGCUUUCCGUGCUACGUUUGAAGACAAGAUUCUGAUGAGUGAUAUUGUUUUCCUUCGUGCCUGGUAUCCUAUCAAGCCCAGAAAGUUCUACAAUCCAGUAACAUCGUUGCUACUUUCAUCCAAGACUGAUUGGGAAGGUAUGCGAUUAACUGGACAAAUCAGAAAGGACCUCAAUGAGCACGCUCCACAGAAGGUCGACUCUAUAUAUAAGCCAAUUGAACGCAAGGAACGAAGAUUCAACCCCUUGAAGAUUUCCAAGAGUCUUCAAGCCGAUCUUCCUUUCGCAUCCAAGCCCAAGGUUUUGAAGAAGCAAAAGGAGCAAUCCUAUCUUGCCAAGCGUGCUGUUGUUCUUGAGCCUGAAGAAAAGAAGAUUUAUACUUUGAUGCAACAGAUUCACACUCUCAAGAAUGAGAAGACUAGGAAGCGUAAGAUCAAGAACACUGAAAAGAGAGAACAGUUUAUGAAGAAAUUGGCCGCGAUCGAGGAAGUUACCAAGGUCAAGCAAGGAGAAAGACGAAAGGAAUUCUUCCGGAAGGAGGGUAAACGAGUAGCACACGAAGAGAAGGCUGCACAAGGCAAAUUUAAAAGGGCCAAGAAAGCGUAAACGCAUCACUCCGCAUAGAAUGUAUAAAAAAAAUAAAUUUGCAUGGCACAAUAAAUAAUAUGUUAAUACGUUACGCUGAAA
Umbelopsis ramanniana AG is the source of this 3670-nucleotide messenger RNA. RefSeq lists its product as uncharacterized. The transcript has 9 exons. Bases 23 to 3589 code for a protein of 1188 amino acids. The record is from RefSeq and is a predicted model, not a curated record. Gene Ontology annotation, biological process: ribosome biogenesis; maturation of SSU-rRNA from tricistronic rRNA transcript (SSU-rRNA, 5.8S rRNA, LSU-rRNA); endonucleolytic cleavage of tricistronic rRNA transcript (SSU-rRNA, 5.8S rRNA, LSU-rRNA). NCBI's taxonomy places the organism in Eukaryota, Fungi, Mucoromycota, Umbelopsidomycetes, Umbelopsidales, Umbelopsidaceae. Gene Ontology annotation, molecular function: U3 snoRNA binding; ATP hydrolysis activity; GTPase activity. Gene Ontology annotation, cellular component: nucleus; 90S preribosome.